Molecule: messenger RNA, 1199 nt
Organism: Helianthus annuus (common sunflower)
Lineage: Eukaryota; Viridiplantae; Streptophyta; Magnoliopsida; Asterales; Asteraceae
Product: probable carboxylesterase 6
Exons: 1
Coding region: 9-1067 (352 amino acids)
Molecular function (GO): hydrolase activity
Source: RefSeq, a predicted model, not a curated record
UAUAUAUUAUGUAUAUACACACCAAUCCCUUCAUCUUCUCAAACAAAAAACAACACCAACAAACAAUGGCUACCGAGAGAAAAGUAACCAACCAUAUUUCCGGCUGGCUGACCGUCUACGACGACGGUUUCGUUGACCGCACAUGGACCGGACCACCACAAUUCAAGUUCAUGUCCGAUCAUGUCCCACCACACGACCAUUUUAUUGACGGUGUUGCCACCCGUGAUCUAUUGCUCGAUGCAGUAAAACCCGACCUUCGUGUUCGGGUUUAUCUGCCCGAGCAACUAGACACGGGCAAACUGCCCAUAAUCCUCCACUUCCACGGUGGAGGAUUUUGCAUAAGCCAGCCAGACUGGCUCAUGUACUAUAACUUCUACACACGUUUCGCCCGAGAAUCCAAAGCCAUAAUCAUCAGCACAUACCUCCGUCUCGCCCCGGAGCACCGCCUCCCUGCAGCCAUCGAGGACGGGUAUUCAACCCUUCUCUGGCUCAGAGACGUGGCAAAUCAUAAAACGUACGAUUCACAGCUGUCCACUAAGGGAGACUUCAACCGUGUUUUCCUCAUUGGAGACAGCACCGGUGGCAACAUAGUCCACCAACUUGCGAAACAAACCGCCACCAAAAACUUAAACCUCCACCCGUUGAGACUCGCGGGAGCAAUCCUGAUCCACCCGGGGUUUGUCCGGUCGGUUAGAAGCAAGUCGGAGUUGGAAAAACCGCAAUCUCCAAUGCUAACUCUUGACAUGUUGGACAAGUUUUUGAACAUGGGGCUGCCGGAAGGUAGCACGAAAGACCACCCGAUAACGUGUCCGAUGGGGGAGGCGAUGGAGGAGGUUGAUCUGCCGCCGUAUCUGCUGUGUGUGGCGGAGGAGGACCUGAUGGUUGCGACGGAGAUGGAGUUUUAUGAUUGGAUGAAGAAGUAUGAGAAGGAGAUUGAGUUGUUGGUGAGUGAUGGUGUUGGACAUAGCUUUUAUCUUAACAAAAUAGCUGUUGAUGUUGAUCCUAAUGCCUCGGAGCAGACUCAUAAAUUGGUUCAACGGAUCUCCCAGUUUGUUGGAAAGUACUAAAUAAGUUGUUGUAAGUGGUGCAUGUUUUUCUAUUGAUGUAUCAUUGUAGUUGUAGUAGUUAUAGUUAAAAUUAUGUAUCGUUUCAUGAAGUUGAAUCUGAUUAAUGUAUUAGAAUAAAGAAUCAUUUUGUAA